AAUAUAUUAUUUAGUUUACAGUACCAACUGUCUUGUUGCACAUUCUAUGCAUAGUAUAGAAAAUCCGAUAUCGCAACCUCUUUUUUAUGUUAAUAUUGCUGAUAUUGAAACUUUACAAGAUGAAAUGUUUUAUAUUGCUUGUACAACAGAAAAAAUUUUUGAAUCCAAGACUCAUUUAUAUGAUCUUUACAUUGAUAACCAUAAUUUAAGAGUUUCAAAUCCAACCUUAAAACAGUUAUUGAAUUCAAAUAAUAGUGAUAAAAUUAAAUACAAUGAAUUAUGCAAAAUAAGAACUCUAUAUAAGGCAUCUGUAAAUGAAAAUUGUGAAAAUAAUGGUCAAGAAGUAUGGUUUACUGGGUAAGUUUUAAAUUGUGAAUUAAAU
Molecule: messenger RNA, 382 nt
Organism: Centruroides sculpturatus (bark scorpion)
Lineage: Eukaryota; Metazoa; Arthropoda; Arachnida; Scorpiones; Buthidae
Product: protein LCHN-like
Exons: 3
Coding region: 47-361 (104 amino acids)
Cellular component (GO): cytoplasm
Source: RefSeq, a predicted model, not a curated record